This is a messenger RNA of Labeo rohita (rohu), 1406 nucleotides long. RefSeq lists its product as uncharacterized. The transcript is spliced from 7 exons. NCBI's taxonomy places the organism in Eukaryota, Metazoa, Chordata, Actinopteri, Cypriniformes, Cyprinidae. The record is from RefSeq and is a predicted model, not a curated record. Bases 102 to 869 code for a protein of 255 amino acids.
UGUUUGUGUGUGUGACCUACACACGCUCAAGUGCUCUCACACUGCCGUCCUCUCCGUCUGCUCCUCCUCGGGUCUCCUGCUCACCUCCAUGCAGGUGAGCUAUGGACGAAAGCACCUUUGAGACAUUUGAAGAAGAACUUGGUAAACCACUGCAAGAAGCUCCUCCUCAGAAACCUAUCAGACAAGUGCGAACAGGAGGCAGAGCAGAGAUGUACGCUCAGAGGAGGGUGCGAGAGGAAGCUCCAAUUGUCCAGCAGGUCCCGAAGAUGAUUCCACGGGAACAUCCGGUCUCCAGUGCCACAGCGACGUUACGCAAAGCUCUGUCCAUCCAGAAUCUGACACAGAUCGAGACGCCGUGGGAAGGUGUGACGCUGAACAGGUGUUUAAUCGCAGCCAUAACCAUCCUGCUGCUGAGCUCCGGUUUACAAAGAAUACACGACGCCGUCCGAGGCCGUAAAGACGUCAGUGAAGACCUCAUAGCACUAAACGACAGACACACUCUGAUUAAAAGAGGAAAAAUAACACCACAUGAGCCGGACACUUCCUUAUGGGACACGUUGUUCUGGUGGAUUGAUGAUGAUGAUGAUGAUGAAGGUAAAUCCAAGAGAGCGGCUCGUGGCAAAGUUUCCAGGAGCCUCAGACACCGGCCCCUUCCAGACCUCAGGCUCCUGAAGAAAAGAGACACGAGAUUCACUGAGCGCAGAAGAAGAGGAAAACGAGACGUAGAUGAGACUAAAGAGAGACUGACAAAAGACAAAGAGAUAAAAAGUCAAGAAGAAGAAGGUCAAGAAAGUGGAAGAAGAGGAGGAGGACAUAGAACAGAUGAAGAAACCAAAGAAACCAGUGAAAGAGAACAAGCAAAAACCUAAGAAGAAAGAAAGAGUCAGUGAUGUAUAGAUAACAAGUGCAGAAAGAAACAGGGAUGAUGAUGUACAUGCUUAAAUUGUCAUGAAAAUAAUGCAAAAUAAUCUUAAUGAUCCUACAAGGAUUCAUAGUCUUUAGGAAAAUGUGUUUUCUUUUGAUUUUAGGGUGAAAUAUGUUUUUGGCGCUCCCAGAUCUUGAUGCACUUCUUUAGUCAGUUGAUGAUAAUGUGUAUAAUUUGGUGCUUCUUGUGUGUUUUUUUUUUGCUUUGUAAAAUCUGUAUUUUUCAUAGAAUUGAUAGUAACUUGAUUUAAACCAUAAACCCCUUGAGAUUUUAAUGGCACUUUUUGCAAAUACAACUGCAAGCAAAACUCACAUUAUAUUCUGAUGAAGGAUUUAAGUUUCAGAUGCUACUGAAAUCAUUGAUUACUGUCAGGUGAGAUCAAGAGGUUACAGUAACAAGAAGUAGUUUUUUUAGUAUUUCAAUGUUUCUUUUUAAAAUGUUUAAUCCAAUGCAGUGCACAAGUAAAGCUUCUUAAAAAAUA